Messenger RNA from Drosophila teissieri, 454 nucleotides. RefSeq names its product transmembrane protein 258 (gene kud). Bases 160 to 396 code for a protein of 78 amino acids. The transcript has 2 exons. Gene Ontology annotation, cellular component: membrane-bounded organelle. Gene Ontology annotation, biological process: protein N-linked glycosylation. The record is from RefSeq and is a predicted model, not a curated record. NCBI's taxonomy places the organism in Eukaryota, Metazoa, Arthropoda, Insecta, Diptera, Drosophilidae.
UCUAAUAGCUAAAAUAGCUCUUGUGUUUCGAUACUUGUAAGCUAUCAAUCGAUUGUGGGUGCCACCGAUAACGAUAACAAGAGAAGCAACCCUAGCUGCCGGGCCACGUACAAUUUGCGUUAAAAAAUAACAAGAAGUAAUUAGAGCUAAAAUACAAUAAUGGACGUGAUGCAGCGCUACGUUUCGCCCGUGAACCCGGCCGUUUUCCCCCACCUUGCUACCGUUCUCUUGGUCAUCGGAACCUUCUUCACCGCCUGGUUCUUCAUCUUCGUGGUGUCCCGGAAAAGCUCGAAGGAGAGCACCUUAAUAAAGGAACUGCUGAUUAGCCUGUGUGCCUCCAUUUUCCUGGGAUUCGGUAUCGUUUUCCUACUUCUAACCGUCGGUAUUUACGUAUGAGAUAAAAGACCAUUCCGCAUAGAAAUAAACUGAAGAUCUGAUCGUGGGCGUAAUCAUA